Exophiala aquamarina CBS 119918 is the source of this 1488-nucleotide messenger RNA. RefSeq lists its product as uncharacterized. Gene Ontology annotation, molecular function: zinc ion binding; DNA binding; DNA-binding transcription factor activity, RNA polymerase II-specific. Bases 1 to 1488 code for a protein of 495 amino acids. Lineage: Eukaryota; Fungi; Ascomycota; Eurotiomycetes; Chaetothyriales; Herpotrichiellaceae. The record is from RefSeq and is a predicted model, not a curated record. The transcript is spliced from 2 exons. Gene Ontology annotation, biological process: DNA-templated transcription; regulation of DNA-templated transcription.
AUGGAACAACCACCAUCACUAUCAGCUAAUUCCGCCACUACCGUAAAGAGAAAGCGCGCAAGUCAGGCAUGCCGAAAUUGUCGCAUCGCCAAACGCAGAUGUGAUGCCGCGAGGCCGGCUUGCAGUUCCUGUGCUAACUCGAGGGCAUCGCGCGCUUGUGUGUACGACGAUCCAGAAGAAGCAAAGUCAAAACAGUCAAAGCUGAUAGAGCGACUGCAACAGCGAAUUACCGAUCUAGAGCGAGCUGAUGAAGGGCGCAAACAUUCAAGGCUAGAUUUCUCGGGUGAAGUCUUUAACUCUUCUCACCUGAGCCCUCAAGAAGCAAGCUCAAACAACAUCGAGCUCGAAACCCGCGAGGAUGCGUUGGCUCAUCCGCACACAGAUAGAAUAACCCAUAAUGCGGCAUCAAUGGGAGGGGCCAACGAACUCCGGGCUGAGCGUGAAGACAAUCUCAAUCGCAUCUCAUCCUCGGCAGCACCUGUAGCUACCGUUCAGCCAAGUAAGAGAUCGGAGCCUUGUACAAUGAGUUCAUUUGUCAGGGAUGAAUCACAAGAGCAUGAUUCGGCAAACCCUUCCCACUCUCAACCCCUUCGUCUUAGCAGCGCGUCUGCCCCGUUCGAGCAGCGUCAAAGGUAUCUAAAUCGUGAUAAGGAAUUACCGCCGAAUGACGAGAUUGGCGUUGUUGCACCUCGUUUUGGAUACUUUGGAGAUUCCAGUGCGGUAACGUUCAUGAGUCAAGUACGGAGCGUGCUUGAUAACGCGGACGAUCCAGCCUGCCAUUACGAGACGGAGCCGCUUAGUCCAGCCCACUUGGGACGUGAGUCCCCUGGAAGGUAUCAAGAAGUGUUGCGGGAGAGACUUUCUCAUGCAACAAGCAGGCGUCAUGCAGACUUUGAACUCUAUGCUUUGCCCAGCAGAGAGCAUGCAGAUGCCCUUUUGGAUGUCUUUUGGACUUGGGUUCAUAGUCUCUAUCCAUAUCUGGACCGACUUGACUUUGAACAAAAAUAUGAGAAGAUAUGGCUCUCUUCUAAGGCAUCCGAUGGGGUUUUUCAGCCAGUAGCUUCGGUAUCACGGCAAUCCCAAGAGGAACGAUCGACCGCGGCGGAGCUUACCAACAAGAAAACUUUCUACUGCACUCUCAAUAUAGCAUUUGCUCUGGGUUGCCAAUUCGAUCCUGCCCUAAACCCUGGCGAGUCACGAUUAAGUGAUGUCUUCUGGCAACGAGCCAAAACCCUCAUUGAGCAGGACUUUAACAUUUUCAAUGAAGGAAGCGUCUCACUAAUUCAGGCGUUACUACUCUUCGGAGUAUAUAUGCAAAGCACAGAGCUCUCCGGCGGUUGUUGGACGGUCGCAAAUGUCGCCACUAGCGUGGCACAGGUCAACGGACUACACCAAAUAAAUUCGGGGAUGUUCAAGGGUUCAUUGAGUCAAAAAGAGCUCGAUCUACGAAAACGAGUAUGGAGUGGAUGCAUUCUUCUUGACAGGUAA